Messenger RNA from Vitis vinifera (wine grape), 3705 nucleotides. RefSeq names its product disease resistance protein RUN1. Lineage: Eukaryota; Viridiplantae; Streptophyta; Magnoliopsida; Vitales; Vitaceae. Gene Ontology annotation, molecular function: ADP binding. The record is from RefSeq and is a predicted model, not a curated record. Gene Ontology annotation, biological process: signal transduction; defense response. The transcript is spliced from 6 exons. Bases 166 to 3528 code for a protein of 1120 amino acids.
UUAAAAACUAAAAAGAAUAAGAUAAAAUAAAAAAUAUGAAAGUUCCUAGGAAGGUUAGAGGAAGCUCCUCUGUUAAACAGGUGGAGAGAUAAAACCCUCCCACAACAACCCAAAAUUUUCUGAGUGUCUUGUAAUUUGGGACUAACAACCAGAUAGCUCCCAAGAAUGGCUUCUUCGGGCACCUCUUCUUUUCCAGGGAGAUGGGAUGUGUUUUUGAGCUUUAGAGGGGAAGAUACCCGCUUCAAUUUUACGGAUCAUCUUUAUUCGGCUUUGACGAGUAGGGGCAUCCACACCUUUAGAGAUGAUGAAGGACUUGAAAGAGGAGGAGAGAUUCAACCUUCACUCUUAAAAGCUAUUGAAGAAUCAAAGGUGUCUAUUGUAGUUUUUUCCAAAAACUAUGCUCAUUCACAAUGGUGUUUGGAUGAGCUUUAUAAGAUCAUGGAGUCCAGGAGAGAAAAAGGACAAAUAGUUGUACCAGUUUUCUAUCAUGUGGAUCCGUCUGAUGUGCGGAAACAAACGGGAAGUUUCGGAAAAGCAUUUGCAAGAUACAAAAAAGUCACUAAGGAGAGGUAUGAAUCUCAGAUUAUUCAAGUAAUUGUUGGACGCAUUUCGAAAAUGCUGAUCAGUCGUCCUAAACUCUUAUGUAUUUCUGCAAACCUGGUAGGAUUCGAUUCCCGUUUGGAAGAAAUGUCGUCACUAUUAUGUAUGGAGUCAAAUGAUGUUCGAAUGAUAGGAAUACAUGGAAUUGGUGGAAUAGGCAAGACUACCCUCGCCAUAGGAAUAUACAACCAAAUUGCUCAUCAAUUCGAAGGUGCUAGCUUUCUUCCAAAUGCUGCAGAACACCGUGGAUCGCUUAUACAAAGAAAACUUCUAGCAGAUAUCCUAGGGGAAAAAAUUGCACGCAUAAGCAACAUUGAUGAAGGCAUUAGCUUGAUAAAGAAGACGCUUUGCUCUAGAAAGGUUCUUAUCAUUCUAGAUGAUGUUAGUGCUUUGACUCAAUUAGAAUUCUUGGCAGGGAGCCAUCAAUGGUUUGGUUCAGGUAGUAGAAUUAUCAUAACAACGAGAAAUAAACAUUUACUCGAUGUGCAUGAAGUUGAUGGAUUAUAUGAGGUUCAGAAAUUAAAAUCUGAGGAAGCUUUUAAACUGUUUAGUUUGUAUGCGUUCGAGGCAGACCUUCCUGACGAUAGGUUUUGGGAGCUCUCCGGACGUGCAUUAAAUUACUGUGAUGGACUUCCGCUUGCUGUUAAAGUUGUGGGAUGUUACCUGCGUAAGAAGACGGAGCUUGAAUGGGAAGAUGAACUGCUUAAGCUAACAACAGUAGGGCAGAUUACAGUCCAAUAUGUGCUUAGAUUAAGUUACGACAGACUGGAACACACAGAAAAGGAUCUAUUCCUUGAUAUUGCAUGCUUCUUCAGAGGGAAGGACUCAGAUUCUGUUGGAAGAAUACUUGAUAGUUGCAACUUCUCUGCAAUUGGAAUGAAAGUUCUCAAAGAUUGUUCUUUCAUUAGUAUUUUAGACAACAAGAUAGAAAUGCAUGGUUUGAUGCAACAAAUGGGUUGGGAAAUCAUUCGGAGAGAAUCACCUGGACAACCUGGCCAACGGAGUAGAUUGUGGAAUCCAGAAGAUGUCCAUGCUGUGUUGACACAAAAAACGGGGACAAAGGCAAUCGAAGGAAUAUCCUUUGAUGUGUCGGCAUCAAAAGAAAUACAGAUUACGUCUGAAGCUCUUAAAAAAAUGACAAACCUUCGACUCCUCAGGGUCUAUUGGGAUGGACUUUCAUCAUAUGAUUCUAACACAGUGCACCUUCCCGAAGAAUUCGAAUUUCCUUCCUAUGAAUUAAGAUAUCUUCAUUGGGAUGGAUGGAGUCUGGAAUCGUUGCCGUCAAAUUUUAAUGGUAAGAAACUGGUUGAACUCAGUUUGAAGCAUAGCAGCUUAAACCACCUUUGGAAAGGGAACAAGUGUCUUGAAAAUUUAAAGGUCAUGGAUCUCAGUCACUCUCGAUACCUGGUUGAAUGUCCGGACGUGUCCGGUGCACCAUCUCUGGAGACACUAAAUCUAUAUGGUUGUACAAGCUUGCGUGAGGUGCACCCAUCAAUUGCUAGGCUGAAAAAUCUUAAGAUCUUGAAUUUGGGAAACUGCAGGAUGCUUCACUAUUUUCCCAGAAUCAUUGGAUUGGAAAAACUUGAAGUUCUUAACCUCUCAGGGUGCUCAAGACUUGAGAAGUUUCCAGACAUCAAAGCCAAUAUGGAGUCUUUAUUGGAGCUUCAUUUGGAAGGCACUGCUAUCAUUGAACUUCCCUCAUCGGUUGGGUAUCUCCGAGGGCUUGUUUUAUUAAAUAUGAAAAGCUGCAAAAACCUUAAGAUCCUUCCUGGCAGAAUUUGUGAUUUGAAAUCCCUCAAAACUCUCAUCCUUUCUGGCUGUUCAAAACUAGAGAGACUUCCAGAGAUCACGGAAGUUAUGGAACAUUUAGAAGAGCUUCUUUUAGAUGGAACAUCUAUAAGAGAGCUGCCCCGUUCAAUUCUUCGUCUCAAAGGUCUUGUGUUACUGAAUCUGAGAAAAUGCAAAGAACUCAGGACUCUUCGAAAUAGCAUUUGUGGUUUGAAAUCUCACUUUAUGAAAUUGAGCGGGAGAUUGAUGCAAAAAAAAAUUGAGCGGACUCUUCCAAUGAACUUGGACCGUCUGGAAGUAUUAAAUCUCAACAGAAACUAUAUGGUUAGCAUACCUGCAGACAUCAGUAGACUUUCUAAUCUGAAAGUUCUUUUGGUGAGGCAGUGUGAGCAACUUCAAAAAAUUCCGAAGCUUCCACCAAGCAUAAAAUUAUUAGAUGCCUGUGAUUGCACAUCCCUGGUGUCUUUACCGACUCCAUCUCGGAUAAUAAGCCCACAAAACUGGUUGGUUUCCACUUGGCUUCGUCCUUUGGAAUUCAUGCUAUGGAAUUGCUCCGGACUAUAUCAGGAUCAUGUGGCAAUGGCAUUAGAGACACUUCAUCAGGAACUUUUUCCAGAAAUAGGAUACAGUAUUGUGAUUCCUGGAAGUAGGAUUCCAAAGUGGCGCUGGCAUGAGAAUAUGGGAGCUUCAGUUUCAGCAACCCUGCCUCCACAUUGGCUUGACAAUAACUUCUCGGGGGUUGCUCUAUGUGCUGUGUUUGCACUUGAGGAGGGCGAAACUAUUCAGCGCCCUGGUGAGAUUCGCUGUAAUUUUGAAUGCAGGGAAGGGCCUUAUUUCAGUCAUUCCAUCACUUGGACACACAGUGGAGACCGAGUUGUUGAGACGGAUCACGUGUGUAUGAUGUAUCAGCCUCGCACUCAAUUUGUCAAAUCAAAGUCUACCCAUGCCAGUGUGUUCAAGCACAUCAAGGUUUCUUUUAGUCUAUCAGGGGCAUCCCAUGAGGUGAAAAAAUCUGCGAUCCGUCUUAUGUACGCCCCAAAUACAAGUGGUAACAAAAGAAAAUUCCUCGCAGCCCCAAAUACCGACAUUGAUUUUAGGGAUACUCAUAUAUUAAAUAAAAAAAAAAAAAAGGAGGAGUGAAAGAAGAUCAAUAGUUUUGGUCCCUUUAAUUGCCCAUUAUCUUUAACUUCUUAUGGUAGGUCUCUCUAAAUUAUAACAAAUUGAAAAGAGAAAAUUGAGAGAGAGAGGUCCCUUGAGAACUUUGAUUCAAAGAGUUGGAAGAAAAUAAUAGGGUUUACCGUGUUCUACAAUUGAAAU